UAAAUAGGACUCUCUUCCUAUGGAGAGACACAGUGUUUUAUAGGAGCAACAAGUGACUGAGAUCCAGCCAGGCACUCUAAGAUAGAAAGCCUGGAAGACAUCCGCACCCAAAAACGCACUAGGCCUCCCCUGUGCCCCCAUGCGGAAAGGCCCCAGGGGAGAAUUCGCCAGCUGAGCCUCAAAAACAAGCAGCUGAGAUUAAGCUGACGCCAUGGAGAAAGGGAGGUGGAGUUCUGAAGAUGCUCCCAGAGCAUCCAUGCCUGACGAACUGUCACAUCCUAAGUUUUCGGAAUGGAAGUUUAAGCUCUUUCGGGUCAGGUCCAUGGAGAAGGCCCCUCUGCCUAAUGAAACACCGGUGGAGAAGGAAAACCAGCCUGAGGUAGCAAUGGAGGUGGCAGGCUCUCCAGGCAGUGUUAUGAAGCUCUGUUUUGGAGGGAAGAGUAAGGAAAACAUGGAGAGUGCUCGAGGGAGAGUGGACCUUAAGCUGCAGGAAAUUGAUACACAUAUGAAUCUUCUCAAAUGCUUGUGUCGCCUUUGUGGCCUUUCAAUACGGAAGGCUAAAGGUCCGUCGCAUGAAGUCCAGGGAGACUUGAAAGAGUCCAGUCGGUGUGCCUUGCGUAGGAUGGGCUGCAAGUUUCUGACCUGGCCAGAAGUGAUCUUGAAGGUCUUCAAGGUGGAUGUGACAACCGACAUGGAGACGGUGCAUCCAUCUUUGUUUUGUCACAGAUGCUGGACUGCUGCCAUGAGGGGAGGAGGUUUCUGUUCUUUCACUAGGACCCAGAUCCCAGACUGGAAGCCCCACACCUCCAACUGCGACCUCUGCUUCCCUAAGAAGAGCUCUUUUCAGCGAAUAGGAAGGAAGCGGGCUAAACCACUUAAAAGUGCACACAGCCUUCCAAAGAGAAUCAAAAGGGACUCCUCAGAAUUCUCAGGGGCCAAUAGAGUGUGGAGACAGACCACAGAGAAUAUUUUGGGAUCAGGUGGGAAAGAAUGGUUAAAACUAUCAGUUCAGAGAGGACAGUGGGUAAAGAAUAUCACACAAUGCCAGAGGGACCAUCUGAGCACUAAGCUCAUCCCCACCGAAGUCCCAGCAGACUUCAUACGUGCUGUUACUUGCCAAGUAUGUGAUCAUCUGCUUUCUGACCCUGUCCAGUCACCGUGUAGACACCUGUUCUGUCGGGUCUGCAUCCUAAGAUACAGUCAUGCUUUGGGCCCAAACUGUCCCUCCUGUAACCAACAUCUAAAUCCAUCCCACCUGAUCAGGCCAGCCAAAUUCUUCCUUGCCACCCUCAACUCUCUACCUCUACUCUGCCCCAGAGAAGGAUGCAGCGACUGGGUCCGAUUGGACUCCUUUAAGGAACACUGCCUCAACCACUACCAUGAAAAAGAGUCUCAAGAAGACCAAACACCUUCAGACCAGAAUAUCGAUGGUUACUUGCCAGUCAACAAAGGUGGGCGUCCUCGACAGCACCUUCUGUCACUGACCCGUCGGGCUCAAAAGCACAGGCUGAAAGACCUGAAAAACCAGGUGAAGGUUUUUGCUGAAAAGGAAGAAGGAGGGGAUGUGAAGUCAGUCUGUUUGACGCUCUUCCUUCUAGCGUUGAGAGCUGGGAAUGAACACAAACAAGCAGAUGAACUGGAAGCUAUGAUGCAAGGCAGGGGAUUUGGGCUGCAUCCUGCAGUGUGUUUGGCUAUAAGGGUAAACACCUUCCUCAGCUGCAGUCAGUACCAUAAGAUGUACCGCACUGUAAAGGCCACUAGUGGUCGCCAGAUUUUCCAGCCCCUGCACACUCUACGUAAUGCUGAGAAAGAGCUUCUUCCUGGGUUUCACCAGUUUGAGUGGCAGCCAGCUUUAAAAAAUGUUUCCAGCUCCUGGGAUGUGGGCAUCAUUGAUGGCCUCUCUGGUUGGACAACCUCUGUUGAUGAUGUUCCUGCGGACACUAUCUCCAGAAGAUUCCGUUACGAUGUGGCACUGGUUUCUGCAUUAAAAGAUUUGGAGGAGGACAUAAUGGAAGGACUGAGAGAGAGGGAGCUAGAUGACAGCAUAUGCACCUCCGGUUUUACCGUUGUGGUGAAAGAAUCAUGUGAUGGUAUGGGAGAUGUCAGCGAGAAGCAUGGAUGUGGUCCAGCGGUUCCUGAGAAGGCAGUGAGGUUUUCCUUCACAAUCAUGUCCAUCUCCAUCCGAGUUGAGGGUGAAGAUGAUGGCAUCACCAUCUUUCAGGAACAAAAGCCAAACUCUGAGCUCUCCUGCAGACCUUUGUGCCUCAUGUUUGUGGAUGAGUCCGAUCAUGAGACCCUAACGGCCAUCUUGGGCCCUGUGGUAGCAGAGCGGAAAGCCAUGAUAGAAAGUCGCCUUAUUUUAUCGGUUGGUGGUCUGCUACGGUCCUUUAGGUUCUUAUUCCGGGGGACAGGCUACGAUGAGAAGAUGGUUCGUGAAAUGGAAGGCCUAGAAGCAUCAGGCUCCACUUACAUAUGCACACUUUGCGACUCAACCCGAGCUGAAGCCUCUCAGAACAUGGUGCUACAUUCCAUCACACGUAGCCAUGAUGAAAAUCUUGAGCGCUAUGAAAUCUGGAGGAAAAAUCCUUUCUCAGAAUCUGCUGAUGAGCUCCGUGACCGGGUCAAAGGUGUUUCUGCCAAGCCAUUCAUGGAGACCCAGCCUACUCUAGAUGCCCUGCACUGCGACAUUGGCAAUGCUACUGAAUUUUACAAGAUCUUUCAGGAUGAGAUUGGCGAAGUCUACCAGAAGAGCAAUCCGAGUCGAGAGGAACGCCGUCGUUGGCGGUCAGCCCUGGACAAACAGCUAAGAAAGAAGCUGAAACUCAAGCCUGUAAUGAGGAUGAAUGGAAACUAUGCUCGUCGGCUGAUGACACGUGAAGCUGUGGAUGUGGUCUGUGAGCUGGUUCCUUCUGAGGAACGGCGUGAGGCACUACAAAAACUGAUGGACCUCUACCUCCAGAUGAAGCCUGUGUGGCGUUCCACCUGUCCCUCCCGAGACUGCCCUGUCCAACUUUGUCAAUACAGCUACAACUCUCAGCAAUUUGCUGAUCUGCUUUCCACCACAUUUAAGUACCGUUAUGAUGGAAAAAUUACCAACUACCUCCACAAGACUCUGGCCCAUGUUCCUGAGAUUGUUGAGAGAGAAGGGUCUAUUGGAGCAUGGGCCAGUGAAGGCAAUGAGUCUGGGAACAAGCUGUUCAGGCGUUUUCGGAAGAUGAAUGCAAGGCAGUCCAAAACAUUUGAACUUGAAGAUAUACUUAAACACCACUGGUUGUACACCUCCAAGUAUCUUCAGAAAUUUAUGGAGGCUCACAAGAAUUCAGCAAAAGCAAUGCAGGCCACAUUCAACCCAGAAGAGACCCCAGAUGAAGUUGAUAUAGCUCUUGAAGUCCCAGAUUUUUGAGUGUUUCUUUGAUUGACUUUCUUUAAUGGACCCUUUUUCUUGCUAAUGAAAAUAUUGUUAAGUAAUUGAUUUUAUUUCUUGAGAUGAUAUUUAAUAUCACGUGUAAUGGCUUUAUUAUUCACUUCA
Messenger RNA from Cyprinus carpio (common carp), 3529 nucleotides. RefSeq names its product recombination activating 1 (gene rag1). The record is from RefSeq and is a predicted model, not a curated record. Lineage: Eukaryota; Metazoa; Chordata; Actinopteri; Cypriniformes; Cyprinidae. Gene Ontology annotation, molecular function: sequence-specific DNA binding; metal ion binding; ubiquitin protein ligase activity. Gene Ontology annotation, biological process: adaptive immune response; pre-B cell allelic exclusion; V(D)J recombination. Gene Ontology annotation, cellular component: DNA recombinase complex; nucleus; endodeoxyribonuclease complex.